GAAGGCAGCAGGCAACAGCAGCAGCGAACCAUAACCAGGCAGACCGGAAAAGCGUCGAUGAGUUGAGGCCUCGAACCUCUCUCAUCCUCAUCACCCCACCUCUUCCACCGCCUCCUCCCCUAGCUGUACCCUAGCUGGUGCUUUGAAAGCUGGAACUGGAACUGGUACCCCGUCCCACUCCACCGUCGUCCACUGGCUACAAUGGACGCAUCGCCCACAUCCCCUGCGGCAGCUCCUGCACUGGUAUCGGGCAGGUCAUUGGACCAGCAGGUGGACGCCUCGCCCAAUCACUCGAACUACUCGAAUCUCACCAACAACAGCGGCAGCAGCCCAAGUGGGAGCAGUGUCUGCAGCCCCUCCACCACAUCCUCAUCCUCGUCGGCGCCCCAAUACAGCGAGGAUUUACGAGCAGCAGUCGCUGCUGUGCGUCAUAAUCAGGCCCCAAAACCAACCCAGAAUCAGAAUCAGAGUCAGAGUCACAGCGGAUCGGCGGGCACAGGCUCAUCGUCGGCGGGCAAGACCUGCGAGGUGGAUGUGGGCGAGGAGGAGCGCGACACCUUCUCGCCAGUGUCCAGUCCGGACUGCAACGGGGCAGCCUCCGCUCUGGGAGCAGAGGUUAUUGCCUCCGUCAGCGAACCGGGCCUGGACAACAAGAUCUUCGAAGGGGGCAGCUGCAGCGGCAGCAGCAGCAAGACGAAACCCGCCUCCAAAGAGGAGAAGCAGCGCCAGAACGAGGAAAUUGUGUGCAUGGAGACCUCCACAGUGUCCACAGAGACGGGCUCCUGGGAGUCGAUGUACCCAGUGGCCGUAGAGCCACCACCACCAGCACCGUCAGCGCCGGAGGAGGAUGGGGAGACACUGGGCACCGAAGCGGAAUCGAGCUCCGUUUUCAAAGGGAUCAGCGCCAGUUGUCUGCUGCGGGACCUGGAGAAGCGGGAUCAGCCGCUGUCCACAUCCGGGACGAGUGCCUGCUUCAUAGACGCCUCCUCGCUGCGCGACGAAGAUGAGGUGCUGUCCUUUCCCAGCCUCGACGGACAUGCCCAGGAAGAGGAGAACGAGCACGCAGAGGAGCACGGGGAGGAGCACGAAGUGGAGAUCGAAGCUACAGCCGAUGAUCACGAGCAGGAGACACAGGAAGCUUCGCCCACCCAGCAGCUGGAGCAGUUCCACAAGGCCUUUGCCAGGUGCAAAGGUUCGAGCAUGAGUCACGGCCGCAGCAGCUCCAACGAUGCCGAUUCCUCCGACUCCUCGCUCAGUGUGAAGAUGCGACGAGAGCAGGAGGAACAGGAGCGCCCAAUGGUUUCCAUGGGCAGUGGCGGCGGCGGCGGCGGCGGGGGGCCGUUCAGCUUCCAGCACAAUGCGCAGCAUUUUAGUGUGCAUCCAUUGGGGAGCAGCCCGAAGUUUGCGACCCACCAACACCAACACAGCCACAGCCACCAGAACCACAACAAUGGACAGCCCGAUCUCAGCUACACCACGGACUACUCGUCCAGCAGCCCGGCUCCCAGUUUGGUCUGGUCGGAGCACAGCAGAGCCACGCAUGCGCCGCACUCUUCCGCCUCGGCCUCGGCCUCCGUCUCCGUGGCGGCAUCGACGCCACACAACUCGAUGGUGCACAUAGAGCCGGCAUCGGGCAGCAACAACAGCUCCAUCCACAGAGAUUACACCUUGUCCUCUUCGCUGUCGCAUCACCGCGAUUCGGGCGCCUACUGCAGCGAUGCCACGGACUCGCCGCUGCCCCUGCCCCGCACCCCCAAGCGCAGCUCCAAGUUCGACGAGGCCAAUCCCAUUGUGUCCGGCGGGGCCUCCAUCGAGGACUUUCGGCAGAAGCAGUGCGAGAGUCCCAGCAUCAAGCGGCGCACCGACACCUGCCCCAUUGUGUCCGGUGGCUUUGUCUCGCUGGACUUUGCACCCACGCGCCCCCUGCAGGACGACGAUGAGGAUGAUGACGAUGCCGAUGAUGCGGAGAUUUCCGGUGUGGAGCUGCGCGUGAAGUCGGGUGCGGGUGCGGGACUACAGAGGAAACCGGUGACCGGCAUAGCCUCCUGGGUGGUGGACAUGAGCGACUGUCGGCCGGAGCGUCGUCGCAGCACCAGCAGCACCACCUCCAGCUUCCGCGAGCGCUCCGACUCGAACAGUUCGCACAAGAGCGGCUGCGGCUUCUACGUUUCACUGGAUGACAUGGAUCGAAAGCCGCCAGAGCCACAGGCACAGGCACAGCCUAAGGUCCAGCCACCAUCGCAGCUCAGCAAAUCCUACACGGCGCCCAAGUCCGCUGGCUUCUUUGUGAAUCUUGCGCAGAACGAGGCGGAGCAGGAGGUGCAGCAAAAGGCGGCCGAGGAGAAGCAGCAGCAGCAGCAGUCGGAGCAGAAGAACAUCUUCAGCAUGUUCAUCGACAUUGGCGGCGAGCAGAAGACACCACGCGGACACCAGCCCAAUGGACGCAAGGAGCCCCUCAGUUUGGCCCAGCGUUUGUCCAGCUCACUGAGCUCCUCCGCCGCCACUGUCCAGCGACGCGGUGAGGUGGUCGGCGAUGUGAUGAAGUCCAGUGCCAGCUCAACGGAGACCCUGAUGGCCAAGAGUGCCACACAGAAGGAGAUGCUGUCAGCUGGAACGGGAGCAGGAGAAAGCAAAUCCUUGGACUACAGAUGUAAUCUGGAUCCACCCCUGACCGUGGCCGCACUGCGUCGCAUCUCCCAGCAGCAGCGACAGCAGCAGCAGAGCGAUCCCACGAAGCGGCAUAGCUGGGGCAGCAAUGGGAAUCCGGAGCACGGAGGAGCGGGCAACGACUGCAAGCGUUCCAUCAGUCUGACGGCCAACGGAGUAAACGGCACGGACUCGGGGGCGGGCUUGAUGAGCAUCAUUGACAAGCUGCCGAUCAUUUCGAAGGCCUCCUCCCUGUCGGUGGACAGUUCCCUGUCGCCCUACGACGACUACAGCGGCGGCUCCAAUGCCGGCGGGCUGAGCAGUUGCUCCGACGAGGAGCAGCAGCAGCAACAGCUGGUUGGGGGUCGCCUCAAGAAGCGGCGAUGCGAUGUGCAGCUGAACGAGACGUACGAUAAGAGCAGCAUGGCCUCCGUGACGGAGGGAGUGCUGUCCAAGGACAUGUCGCCAGCUUCCAACACGGACACGGACGAUCUCACCUUCCAGCAGGACGAGCAGCUGGCCCAACAGCAGGCCCAGGCCCAGGAGCAGCAGCAACAACAGCUGAUCCCUGUGCAGCUGAGCAGCAGCUCGAAUCGCACCAGCGUCAUGGAGACGAUCAUCGAGGCCAAGGAGACGGCCUCGCCCAAGAAGACGGUCACGGUCUCGGUCUCGUCCGCGCUCACCAAUGGCCAUACCAUGGAGUCGCUGCACGCCACCAUCGAGAAGCAGAAGCAGCUCCUGGAGACGGUCAACGAGCACGGCGAACAGCAGCAACAGCAGCAGAAGCAGGCGGCACCGGCUGCCUCCUCCUUUGUGAAGCUCUCGGACAUGGACAAGCCCGUGAAGCACGAUCUCCAGUCGCCGGAUUCGAUGAGCAAGAGCGUGGGCAACAACCACCGCAACAGCCACAGCUCCCAGCUGGGCCAGCGACUGUACCGGGAUGAGAACAAGGGGCGUCCCCACUCGUGGGCCAUGACCCGGUCCACGGGCAACAGCUUGCAGAACUUUACGAAUUCGGUGGACAACAUCCGCAGCCUGUCGCGGCUCUUCCCCAACUUCUCCAAGGAGUUCUCCAAUUCGCUGCCCAACGACAUGACCCUGGAGCACGCGCAGGCGCAACAGCAGCAACAACAGCAGCAGCAGGUGGACUACAUACAGACCGAUCUCAGUGCCGACUCGAGCCUGGCAUCGAGCUUCAGCAGAUCGGGCAUGGACGAGUCUUCCAUUAGCUGCCGGCAGCCGCGUCGCCUGGGCGAGGAUCUGCUCAAGAUGUUCCUGCAGGAGAUCGCCACGGAUAUGCUGGUCGAGGUGCAUGGCCGUCGCAUUCGCGCACACAAGUGCAUUUUGCGCUCCCGAUGCCAGUACUUUGCGGCCAUGCUGGCCGGCCAUGGAUCCCAGAGCGUGGUCUCCCUGCAGGGCUACUCCUAUGCGGCCGUGCACUUUGCCCUGUGCCACAUCUAUUCGGGUGCUUCGCAUCCCCCCGACGGCAUCAGCCUCAUGGAGCUGGCCGCCCUCGCCGAUCUGCUGGGCCUGGAGGGACUCAAGGAGGUCACCUCGCACGCGCUCAAAACGAACUACUGCCACAACUUCCACAAGCCGUGCUCCGGCUGCAUCGAUGGCAUCCUGCAGGUGCUGCCCGUGGCCCUCAACCAUGCGCUGGACGAUCUCUAUCGCAAGUGCCUGCGCUGGACCUGUCGCCACUACCUCAAGGUGUGGCCCACGCGUCAGUUUGCCCAGCUGCCGCCGGACAUACUGGGACGUUGCCGUCAGCAGAUCAUUGCCUACAUGACGUCGGAGACGGUGCUGGACACGGUGCUCGACUGUGAGCAUCUGCUGGCGCAGCUUUCGGCCUACCGCUGGGGACACGUCUGCGAGCAGCUGGUGCGGGACAUACUGGAUGCGGCCCACGCCUAUGUGGGCGAUCACUUCGCCAGCCUCAUUGCCAGCGAUGCCUUCCUGUCGCUGGGCCACGACCGCAGUCGCCACAUUCCCCAUCUGGAGGCGCUGCUGCGGCAGGCCGCCUCUGAGCUGACGCCGGAGCAGGCGUGCCGCAGCUAUCAGCGCGUGACGCGGCUGAAUGCGGUGCUGCGGGCGAAGCUGCACAAUGUGCCGGGUAAUCUCAGCGAGCUGGUGCAGGAGCUGCAUGGCCUGCAGGAGGAGGAGCAGCUCGACUGGAAGCCGGACUAUGUGCGUCUCGUGUGUGCUUUGGUCUACACCGUCGAGCAGUGCCUGAUCCGGCAGUGUUCGCGAGCGAUGCGCGUCACUGCCUGGCAGCGCAUGGACCUGGAGCUGCGCAAGAAGAUCCAGGGCAUGGCCCGGCUCACGGAACCGCUGGACAUGAAGCGGCAGGGCGGCAAGGCGGUGGGCAAGGCCUUCUCCUUUGGCGGCAGCACACGCAGCCAGGAUCUGGUGCAGAUAAAGCUGGCCAUUCAGGCCCAAUCGAAACGGGCCCACGCUCAGGAGACGCACACGUACAAGGCCACCCAGACUCAGGAUGUGGGAGCAGCCUCCAAUCAUGUCCAGACAGCGGACCGUGGAGUGCAGGCCAAUCACGAUAGCCGGGAACUGGGCAGCAAACUGCUCAAGUCGAACUCGCGUGCCCAUGUGCCGCAUCGUGCCGCCUCCCAGGUCGCCUCCGAGCGGAACAGCAUCAAUCUGCAUCGACGCACUCAGUCCGAGGCGCCGCCAGUGACGCAUCACAAGAAGACAGCAGCAGCAGCAGCAGCUCCUCCCGCAGCCGAGACGAAGACAAAACCAACGGCAGCCCCACGAUUGGGCGAGAUACGACCCCGCUACUUGGAGCCGCGCAAGGCAAGGGCAACGUUGGCACCCAGUGGACCCGUGCGCAGUGCCACCAGUUCGGGUAUACCCGCCAGUGGAGGGGCACGCAAGGCGCCGGCCAAGAAUCUGCACAUCUCCUCCAGCGACAGUUCGAGGAACUCGAGUCCGGCGGCCACGCGGCGCGUGCAGAAUGGAAACGCCGCACGGCUUGGCAACAAAUCCAGCAAUCUGUCCAUGGACAGUCUCUCCUCGCCGGCCAGACGGGCCAAGAGCAGCUCACGGGGCCCCACCAACGACCGAUACUCAUCCGAUCAGAAUGUGGACUCGCUGGCGGAGAGCAUGAAGAGCUCCGUCAUCACCAACAAAACGAUCUCACACGAAUCCCUCUCGGGCAGCUCGAAGCUGGCCCGCAUCCAGCAGCUGAAUGGCCACACGGCGGGGGCCAAGCAAUCGGCCGCAGCUGGUGGCAAGACGAAGCCCCUGCAGCGUGGCUCCACGGUGGGCAACAAGUCAACGCGGCAGCUCAAACAGCAGCAUAAUGGAGUGGCCUCGAAUGGCUCGAGUCCCAGUUCGGUGCACACGACCAAGUCGGCCACCAGUCGGCUGUCCUCCGUCAGCAGUACGCUCUCCACCCGCGAGCUGUUCAAGCAGCGCUCCAUUUCGGUGCCAGCAGGCGGCACAGAGGCGGCACCAGCCACCAAGGGACGCCACAGCUUCCUGUCGGCCAAGUCGCGCGAGAUCCUAGCCAAGCGGGCCGAGAAGAACAAGCUCCAGCAGCAGCAGCAGCAGCAACAGCAGCAGCAACAGCAACAGAAGCAAUCAGCGUCAGCUGUCGAAAGUUUGGGGGAUGAGCGCGGGUCGCAUCAUCUGCGCUCCUCUGCGGGCCCCCUGCGCUCCUCCUCACAUUCCGCUGUGGCCAGCAUGCUGCAGCAGCACAAUCUGCGCAACAGUCUGCCCUCCAAUAUACCCACACGACGUCCCAACACGCUGCAGCUGAAGAAGACCACCGCUGUCUCGAAUGGCAUGGCCACCAAGGUGACCACCAACGGCAUCAAUGGCUCGUACAAGGCGUCCCAGGCGGUCAAGCAGAAGCUGAAUCUGCUUAUCGAUGCCCAGAUGGAGGGGGCGCACAUGCCCAUGGAGCGCGUUGAGUCGAAGCUCGAACGUUCCAGCACCUUCUGCAAGGAUAGCGCUGAUCUGGAUAUUAGCGAGCUACAAAUUGUCGAAUAGAGCAGAAGAGUAGCAGAAGAUCAGCAGCAGUAGCAACAGAAUGAGGUCGUAUCAAAUAUGGCCCCAGACACCCAGUCCCCACGCAGAACCGUACACGUCCCAUAAGGCAACACUAGUCAAUAAUCUAGCAUGCGGCUGCCGUUGCAGUUGCAGUUGGAGAGCAUGAAACCAUUUAACCA
Drosophila obscura is the source of this 6836-nucleotide messenger RNA. RefSeq lists its product as uncharacterized. Gene Ontology annotation, molecular function: protein binding. Lineage: Eukaryota; Metazoa; Arthropoda; Insecta; Diptera; Drosophilidae. The record is from RefSeq and is a predicted model, not a curated record.